GCAGUGGUGCCGGUGCCGGAGCAAAAAUAGCCGACUAUUAAUAGAACUCCCCGCUCACGGCCUCACUCUGACAGAAGCACGACUGCAGUGCAGAGAAGACCCCCUGUGCCGCACAAUCCAACAGACAGCAUGGAAGACUUCCAGCAGUUGGAGCAGGACUUCUACCAGACCGGGUACUACUUUGACCAGCAUGGGCACGCCGUGGCCUUGGACUAUGACCAGUCUGCAAGUCAUCUUUACAGCAAGCAUGGACCAGAUGUUCCAGAACCUUCAACAGAACAUUUCUACCAACCUGCUCAGGGCAAAGAAGCACAUUAUCCAGAUGUGGAGCCUCCACUUCUUGAAGAACUUGGCAUCAGUUUUGAUGACAUCUGGCAGAAGACGGUGACGGUGCUGAACCCGUUCAAGCCCGCAGACGGCAGCAUUAUGAACCAAACCGAUCUAACGGGUCCUGUUGUCUUUUGUGUGGCACUGGGCCUGACUUUAAUGAUGGCGGGCAAGGUGCAGUUUGCCUACGUGUACGGGAUGAGCGCCAGCGGCUGCAUUGUCAUGUACACCCUGCUGAGUCUGAUGAGCGCUAUGUCCGUGUCUUUGGGCUGUGUGGCCAGCGUCCUGGGCUACUGUCUUCUGCCCAUGGCCGCCCUCUCCGCGUUUGCCGUGGUCUACUCUCUGCAGGGUGUCCUCGGCACAGUUCUGGCUCUGUUGGUGAUCUGUUGGUGCAGCUUCUCAGCCUCCAAGAUUUUCACCUCCACCCUGGCUAUGGAGGGCCAGCAGCUGUUGGUGGCCUACCCAUGUGCCGUAGUCUACGGGCUUUUUGCUUUACUCACAGUAUUCUAAAGACAUGUGCCAUAGUCUACGGGCUUUUUGCUUUACUCACAGUAUUCUAAAGACAUGUGCCUUGCUCUACGGGCUUUUUGCUUUACUCACAGUAUUCUGAAGACAUGUGCCCUGCUCUACGGGCUUUUUGCUUUACUCACAGUAUUCUGAAGACAUGUGCCUUGCUCUACGGGCUUUUUGCUUUACUCACAGUAUUCUAAAGACAACCUGUAAUAAUGCAGUGUGAUCUUUUAACACUUUUGGACUUUUUCACAUAACUACAGGGUCAGUAUUGCCAAAUCAGAUACUGAUACCAAUACUUGUUUUAGACAAUUGAAUGAUAUCGUAAUAGACUCUUGAUUUGGAUUGCCACUUGGAUGGAUUCACCCGCCACUAUUUUGAACUGUUCAAAUACAUUUCUAAAUCUCUUA
Messenger RNA from Nerophis ophidion (straightnose pipefish), 1247 nucleotides. Its product is annotated as protein YIPF7-like. Gene Ontology annotation, cellular component: trans-Golgi network. The transcript is spliced from 6 exons. The record is from RefSeq and is a predicted model, not a curated record. Gene Ontology annotation, biological process: endoplasmic reticulum to Golgi vesicle-mediated transport; vesicle fusion with Golgi apparatus. NCBI's taxonomy places the organism in Eukaryota, Metazoa, Chordata, Actinopteri, Syngnathiformes, Syngnathidae. Bases 130 to 837 code for a protein of 235 amino acids.